UUUUUUUCUCUCUCUCUCUCUCUUACAAAUUUUUCUUCUUUUUAUUCUAUAUAUAUAUUUUUCUUUUUUUAUUGUAUAUAAUAUAAUUUUUUAUAUAACUAAAAGAAAUGACUUUCCUUGCAACUCUUAAUCGUAUGGCUCCCAGCGCUAUUAAGCAUGCUGCUACUAUCUCUACUAAACCUACUACUAUUGCUAUUCUUUCACAAAAACGUUUCAACUCCACUUCUUCUGGGACUGAGAUGACUGUUCGUGAAGCUUUAAAUCAAGCGUUAGAAGAAGAGAUGAUUAAAGAUGAUAAAGUAUAUAUUAUUGGUGAAGAAGUUGCUCAAUAUAAUGGUGCUUAUAAGGUUACUAAAGGCUUGCUCGAUAAAUUUGGACCUAAAAGAGUGAUUGAUACCCCUAUUACUGAGAUGGGCUUUGCUGGUCUUGCUGUUGGUUCUGCCUUCAGUGGAUUAAAACCCGUUUGUGAAUUCAUGACAUUCAACUUUGCUAUGCAGGCUAUUGAUCAAAUUGUUAAUUCUGCAGCCAAGACACAUUAUAUGUCUGGUGGUAUUGUUAAAUGUCCUAUUGUUUUCCGUGGACCUAAUGGUGCUGCCGCUGGUGUAGGUGCCCAACAUUCUCAAGAUUUUUCAGCCUGGUAUGGCUCUGUCCCUGGUCUUAAGGUUGUUUCUCCUUGGAAUUCAGAAGAUGCUAAGGGUCUCUUGAAGGCUGCUAUUCGUGACCCUAACCCAGUUGUUGUUCUUGAAAAUGAACUUCAAUAUGGCAUUUCUUAUCCAAUGUCUUCAGAAGCACUCUCAAAUGACUAUGUCUUGCCUAUUGGUAAAGCCAAGAUUGAACGUGAGGGUAAGGAUAUUACCAUUGUCUCUCACUCUCGUCCUGUUGGUUUUGCCCUUAAGGCUGCUGACCUCUUAGCUAAAAACGGUAUCUCUGCUGAAGUUAUCAACUUAAGAUCUAUCAAGCCUUUGGAUACUGAGACAAUCUUCAAAUCUAUUAAGAAGACAAAUCACAUUAUUACUGUUGAAAAUGCAUGGGCUGCUUUUGGUUUUGGAUCUGAAAUUGCUGCUCAAAUUAUGGAAAGUGACGCAUUCUGGUACUUGGAUUCACCCAUGAGUCGUGUAACCGGUGCUGAUGUUCCUACUCCUUAUGCUGCUAAUCUUGAAGCUCUUGCCUUCCCUGAUGAGCAUGUUAUUGCUAAAGCUGCUAGAGAUAAUUUGGAUAAAAAGAUUGGUUUCUAAAUCAAGAAAAGUGUAAAUUUAAAAAAAAAGAAAAAUGAAAAAAAAUGAACAAACCUUUUUUUUUUUUUUUGAUUAACCCAAUUUGAUGCAUAUAUCUUUUGUGAACUAGUUUUACUUGUUUUUUAUUAUACUAUAUUAUAGAUUAAAUCCUACUUUUUUUUUAAGAUAAUGUACUAUAAUUUAUAUUAUAUCGUAGACAUUUUUAGACAUGCUGAAUUAACUUGUAACAUUAAACUAAGGAAAUGAUGAAUUUGAUCUGUAAUGUUUCGGUCAAAAAAAAAAAAAAAAAA
Cokeromyces recurvatus is the source of this 1525-nucleotide messenger RNA. Its product is annotated as thiamine diphosphate-binding protein. The coding region runs from base 108 to 1235 and encodes 375 amino acids. Gene Ontology annotation, biological process: pyruvate decarboxylation to acetyl-CoA. The transcript has 5 exons. Gene Ontology annotation, molecular function: pyruvate dehydrogenase (acetyl-transferring) activity. The record is from RefSeq and is a predicted model, not a curated record. NCBI's taxonomy places the organism in Eukaryota, Fungi, Mucoromycota, Mucoromycetes, Mucorales, Mucoraceae.